Jaculus jaculus (lesser Egyptian jerboa) is the source of this 7347-nucleotide messenger RNA. RefSeq names its product ankyrin repeat domain 44 (gene Ankrd44). Gene Ontology annotation, molecular function: protein binding. The transcript has 28 exons. Gene Ontology annotation, cellular component: cytoplasm. The record is from RefSeq and is a predicted model, not a curated record. Bases 138 to 3362 code for a protein of 1074 amino acids. Lineage: Eukaryota; Metazoa; Chordata; Mammalia; Rodentia; Dipodidae.
UUUCGGGGACCAGAUUCGCUUCCCUGGCCCCGGACGAUCCCUUCCGCUUGCUUUUCCCGGCGGGCUCCCGGCGUGACAUCGGCGGAGGAGCGGGGAGCCGUCCGUCUGCAUGAGUGCGCGCGCGGAGCAGCGGAAGAAUGGCCGUGCUCAAACUCACCGACCAGCCACCACUGGUCCAAGCAAUCUUCAGUGGAGAUCCAGAGGAGAUACGCAUGCUCAUCCACAAGACGGAAGAUGUGAACGCACUGGAUUCUGAGAAACGAACCCCUCUUCAUGUGGCUGCAUUUCUGGGAGAUGCAGAGAUCAUUGAACUCCUGAUUCUUUCAGGAGCUCGUGUAAAUGCCAAGGACAACAUGUGGCUGACCCCACUGCACCGGGCUGUUGCUUCCAGAAGUGAAGAAGCGGUGCAAGUAUUGAUCAAGCACUCGGCCGAUGUCAAUGCGAGGGACAAGAACUGGCAGACCCCCCUCCACGUGGCAGCGGCCAAUAAGGCCGUCAAGUGCGCAGAAGUGAUCAUCCCGCUACUGAGCAGCGUCAACGUCUCGGACCGAGGUGGGCGCACAGCCCUGCACCACGCGGCCCUGAACGGCCAUGUAGAGAUGGUCCAUUUACUUUUGACCAAAGGGGCAAACAUCAAUGCAUUUGACAAGAAGGACCGACGGGCCCUCCACUGGGCAGCAUAUAUGGGCCACCUGGACGUUGUGGCAUUGCUCAUUAAACAUGGUGCGGAAGUUACCUGCAAGGAUAAGAAGGGAUACACCCCUCUGCAUGCUGCGGCCUCCAACGGGCAGAUCAAUGUUGUCAAGCAUCUGCUGAAUCUGGGAGUAGAGAUUGACGAGAUCAAUGUCUACGGGAACACGGCGCUGCACAUAGCCUGCUACAACGGGCAGGAUGCGGUCGUGAACGAGCUCGUUGACUACGGCGCUAACGUGAACCAGCCCAACAACAACGGCUUCACCCCGCUGCACUUUGCGGCUGCCUCCACGCACGGGGCUUUGUGUCUGGAGUUACUGGUAAACAACGGGGCUGAUGUGAACAUUCAGAGUAAAGAUGGCAAAAGUCCUCUGCACAUGACAGCUGUGCAUGGAAGGUUCACACGGUCACAAACCCUCAUUCAGAAUGGUGGUGAAAUUGACUGUGUGGAUAAGGACGGCAACACUCCUCUCCACGUGGCUGCACGAUAUGGUCAUGAGCUUUUGAUCAACACCUUAAUCACCAGUGGAGCUGACACAGCCAAGUGUGGAAUCCAUAGCAUGUUUCCCUUACAUUUAGCUGCCCUAAAUGCUCACUCUGACUGCUGCAGAAAGUUGUUGUCAUCAGGACAAAAGUAUAGCAUAGUAUCCUUGUUUAGUAAUGAGCACGUGCUGUCUGCAGGCUUUGAAAUAGACACCCCAGAUAACUUUGGAAGAACAUGCCUUCACGCUGCUGCUGCGGGAGGUAAUGUGGAAUGUAUAAAACUCUUGCAGAGCAGCGGAGCAGACUUCCAUAAAAAGGACAAGUGUGGGAGGGCGCCUUUGCACUAUGCGGCUGCGAAUUGUCAUUUCCACUGUAUUGAGACAUUAGUGUCCACAGGAGCCAAUGUCAAUGAAACAGAUGACUGGGGACGGACAGCUCUUCACUAUGCUGCUGCGUCAGACAUGGACAAAGAUAAGACGAUCUUGGGAAAUGCCCACGAAAGUCCAGAAGAACUUGAAAGAUCCAGGGAGGGGAAGGAGAAGGAGGCUGCCCUAUGUUUGGAGUUUCUGCUUCAGAAUGAUGCAAAUCCAUCUAUCAGAGACAAGGAAGGCUACAAUAGCAUACAUUAUGCUGCUGCCUAUGGCCACAGACAAUGUCUGGAAUUGCUUUUGGAAAGAACCAACACUGGUUUUGAAGAAUCAGAUUCUGGUGCUACCAAGAGUCCGCUCCACUUAGCUGCCUACAAUGGGCACCAUCAAGCCCUGGAGGUCCUUUUGCAGUCACUAGUGGACCUGGACAUCAGGGAUGAGAAAGGCCGCACAGCUCUGGAUUUGGCUGCCUUCAGAGGACACACGGAGUGUGUGGAGGCACUUAUUAAUCAGGGCGCAUCCAUCUUUGUGAAAGACAGUGUAACCAAAAGAACUCCACUUCAUGCUUCAGUUAUUAACGGUCACACCCUGUGUUUGAGGCUAUUACUAGAAAUUGCAGAUAACCCGGAAGUGGUUGAUGUGAAAGAUGCCAAAGGACAAACUCCGCUGAUGCUUGCGGUAGCAUAUGGACACAUUGACGCUGUUUCAUUGUUACUUGAAAAAGAAGCAAAUGUAGAUGCUGUUGACAUCAUGGGAUGCACAGCUUUACAUAGAGGGAUUAUGACAGGCCAUGAGGAAUGUGUGCAGAUGCUGCUGGAACAGGAAGUGUCCAUCCUCUGCAAAGAUUCCAGAGGAAGGACGCCUUUGCACUAUGCAGCUGCGCGGGGCCACGCCACGUGGCUGAGCGAGCUGCUCCAGAUGGCUCUUCCGGAGGAGGACUGCUGUUUCAAAGACAACCAAGGCUACACGCCCCUGCACUGGGCUUGUUACAAUGGUAAUGAAAACUGCAUAGAGGUACUUUUGGAGCAAAAGUGUUUCCGCAAAUUUGUUGGUAAUCCCUUUACUCCACUUCACUGUGCGAUAAUAAAUGAUCAUGAGAACUGUGCCUCAUUGCUCCUCGGGGCCAUCGAUUCCAGCAUUGUCGGCUGUAGAGAUGACAAGGGCAGGACACCCCUUCACGCGGCAGCCUUCGCGGAUCAUGUGGAGUGCUUGCAGCUGCUGCUGCGGCAUGACGCUCAAGUGAAUGCCGUGGACAAUUCAGGGAAAACAGCACUGAUGAUGGCUGCCGAGAACGGGCAGGCGGGUGCUGUGGAUGUUUUGGUGAACACUGCCCAUGCCGACUUGACUGUGAAGGACAAGGACUUGAAUACUCCCUUGCAUCUGGCUAGCAGUAAAGGUCAUGAAAAAUGUGCCUUGUUAAUACUUGACAAGAUACAGGAUGAGAGCCUCAUUAACGCAAAGAAUAAUGCUCUGCAGACACCUCUCCACAUUGCUGCACGCAAUGGCUUGAAGGUGGUAGUCGAAGAGUUGUUGGCCAAAGGAGCCUGUGUACUUGCUGUAGAUGAAAAUGGUCAUACCCCGGCCCUGGCUUGUGCUCCUAACAAAGACGUGGCUGACUGCCUGGCACUCAUUUUGGCUACCAUGAUGCCUUUUUCUCCUUCCAGUACAAUGACGGCUGUCAACUUGGUUUGUUUUAAAAAAGACAAUUUGAGCAGGACGACCCUCUCCAAUCUGGGUAGCAUGGUUAGCCUGUGCAGUAACAACGUAGGCUCUGAGGAUGGGUACAAUGACAAUGACUCCGAUUCCGAAACAUUCUGACUUUGGACUGUUGAGGCUUUUCCUUGAUUAUCUGCGCUGGAGGAAGGGAAAGCAGCUUGAAUUCCAGGUUUAUACUGUGUUCAAGAACUGGGGACCCACGCUUCCAGAGGCCAGGAGGAAAGGAGUCAAUCCAUUCUAGGGAGAGCAGCUAGGCUGUAAGCUGAAAUGCACACAGAUGGGCCCAGAUUUUAUUUUGUUUUGUUUCAUGUUUUCUUUAAAUCUAAGGUACUUCCAUGAAAGUCUACCUCUCAUUUUAAGUAAGGAUUUUUUUAAAAAAAUAAUCAGUUCUUUUUCUUUGGGGAUAAUGCAACAGAGAUACCACUGUUUAUACUAUAAAGAUUUUUUUCUUCAUGUACUUAGCAGUGAAUUCUAAGAAGUCUAUCAAGGUGACACUUAUGUCCCCUGGGAAGGGAGGGAAGAAGUGGAUAGGAAAUGCCUCAAACCUCUUCUCACUUUGAUGUUUACUUCCUCAUAGAAGCCAAAGGUAAAAUAUUCAUCUUCAGAAAUAAUGCUUGUAAUCAUCCUUGUAAGGGAGUGCAGCUAGGCCUUCCCCUCUCUGUAGUAAGCACUUAAAUAUACAGAACUUCUUUCCAGAGUUCUCUGUUAAGGGUGACAGAUGAAUGGAAAAACAGAACAAGUUUGUAUUGUUUUACACAAACAUGGUAUCCAAUGCUCCUUGUAACAAGUCUGUGACUAGUUUUUCACCCAAGUGAUUGAACCCCAAAUUAGCUAAUAACAUCUCAGAUGAAAACCUCAUUGCACCAAAAGCUCAAGGCAAUAUCCAAAUGGAAUAUGAAACUACCCUUUGCUAAUUCCUUCUUAAAUUACCAACUUUUUAAGGUCAUCAGACUUGCCAGCAUUGUUCAUCACUAUUCAGUUAUUCAGUGAGAUUCUCAGUCAAGGUUAGGCCAAGGGAGCGAAAGUGUGACCAUGAGAGAGAACUGAGAAGCUGAAAUAGAAGCGGGAGUUACAGAAAUGAAAGCCAAUUGUCAGUUGCUUGGUGAUAAAAACAGUGUAGUGAAUACUGAGUCUGCUCCUUCUGCCAAAGCUUCUAGGUCGAAUGGACCCCGUUCUGCACCUGGAACAGCUGCACAGAAAGAAGAAUGAGACUUUAAAAGUUAUGCACCUACACAUGUGCACAUAUGUGUGUGUAUAUAUAUAUAUAUGUAUGUAGUUCAUGAACCAGCUAUCCACAAGGACCAAAAUACUUCAGUAUAAAAUGGAAGAUUUCCAAUUUUUUUUUUCCUUCAACAUGCAAGUGAGAACUGUAGUAGCUUUUCUAUGGAGGUGAAAUGUAAUCUUUUUGUGUACUAGUCUUUAUUGUAUUUUAUAUUUCUUAUGACACAAAUGUCUAGUUGAUGGCAUAACAUUUGUAACUGAUGAUGUGUUGACCACAGUUUAUUUUUUUGCCAAACUAGAGAAAAAUGUCUGUAUACUUUUGAUGUAAAUGUGUUUAUAUUUAUUGAAAUGAAACAAAUGCUGAGAAAACAUCCACUGUCGUUUUUUUUUCUCUAUCUUAAUUGCCAUGUACCUUAUUUGAGGUAAUUUUUAAAAAGUGGAAAACAGCCUUGAUCUUGGGCUGGUCUAUUGCCCUGGAGACAAGCCUAGCAUUUCCACUAGUACUGUUCCUAGCCAACCUUCGGCUCAUCCGUUGUUCAGCCCCGUUCUGUAGCCAGCUUGGAGAUUAUACAUCAUCACUCUCCAUGUGCCCUACUGUGAGAUGGAAACUGGUGUGUAGUGGAUCAUAUACUACACAAAGGUGGCCCAAGAAAGACCCCCAAAUUACCUGAACUACACUGAAGAUUUCACAUGAUCCUGAUAACCUAAUGGGAAGCGAUGUCAACAGUGGGUAGAAUGCCAAAAAAAGGAAUCCCACUUAUGGAAGAUUCGAGAAAAGCAUAUGUAGCAUUAGGGCAGCACUUUUCAACAUUUUGCAAUAGGUUUCAUUUCGAUACAAAUUUUCUAUUUUUUGUGUACAUGAGUUAUUUUUUUACAAUGGUCUUCUCUCACAUCUGGAUCAGACACAGAUAAUGUAUUAUCUUUUUCAUCAAGCUGUAGAAGAUGUUGUCCAUACUCUUAAUAUCCUGGAUUUAAUUAAAACUCAUGUUAGGUUCUUCACAAAUGAGAACUUGUUCAAAGGUUUUAUAGAACUGAUUUUAAUUUCAUCAGGAGUUUUUUCACACCAGCAACAUUAGUUUUUUUUAGAAAAGUAAUUCUUAGUGUGGUGUUUUCUUUCUUCUUUUGUUCUGCUCUUUUUAUUUAGAAAAGGUGUGUUUUUUAAAAGUAAGUGAAUUGCUGAUGAGCACCAGUGACCUUAUCUUUACCAAAACACUGGAGAAGGGAGCUCUCUCUCUCCUGUUGAAGCGUGAUGUACUGUGGGGUCUUCUUCUCAGAGUGAAUGGAAAUCUUCUCAGCUGGUAUUGCAAAUAGAAAACGAAAUGCCAGCGUUAGUGAAGGUGCAGCACAAACAUGUGCCCAUAGAGUAGCGGGGCACAAGGAUCGCUUCCGCAAAGCUGUGAGCCAGCCGGAGGCCUCGUCUCCACGGAGCUGCCUCGAACUUCUCCACACUCUUCCUAACGGAGGGAGCACAAAGGCGCAAAUGAAAAUCAUGCUCACAGUGAACCAUUACCUCUCCUCCUUUCUCUCUGUUCUCUCCUUCUUUCUCUCUAUUUUCCCUUCCUUGAAAGACCAAAAUUGUUUUUUUUUUUAAAUGACUUUAAAAACCACACUUUCUGUGUAUUUCAGUUAUAUCUCUUAGAAAUAAAAGUAUGUAUACAACAUGGCUUUCUAAGGAAAAAAAGAAACAAAACAUGUUGUGUUUUUAAUCCAGUCUUAAGUUGAUUAGUGCUUUUACCUAAAUGUAUUAUCCUUAGUCUGUAUUUUAAGCACAGCUACUAGGAUCAUGUUUCAUUGCACUUACCUGACCACCAGUAUCUGCCUAUCUUUGGUAAAUACAUUACUAUCUCCAAAUUGCCUAAAAUCUGCUAUGAUUCUACAGUAAAUAGCUCAGGGGAUUUCUAUUUAUCACUACUAAAAGGGCACCGUAGUACGUUUUGGUACUUUCAGCAGUAAACAGCUGCUUGACAUUAUUUUAUUGUGAAGUUCAAGAGCAUCAAAUGGUUUGCUGCACUAGUUUUUCUUCGUACUGUUGAGCAACUUGGUUUGCUUAUCUAUUGCAUUGGUUGAAGAAUUCAUCCCUUUUUCAGUCUUGUAACAUAAAGUUAGAGUGCCUUUUUAUAUUUGUAUAUUCUGGAAACAUUCUGUGAAAUGUUUUGUAUUUUUGAGUGUUAUCAGAGCAAUAUAAUACCAGUAAGUUUUUAUUUCUAUCUUCUUUUGAAUGUACAAAGUGUCUUUUUUUUUUCCUUGUCUCUCCUAUCUCUGCUUUGAAAUGGAAACAAAAAUUCUGAAGUUUUCUAUAGGAAUUGUUUGAUUUUGCAGUGCUAAAAUGCUUUCUUCUUACAAAACUGUAAACCACAGGUCAGUAUUAUAGAGGGAAGGUGUUUUAAGAUAGCGACAAUCUGAGUGUGUGUAUGAGAUGUAAUUCUAUGUUUCUUAUGCAGUGAUCUAAAGAUUCAAUGCAAGUAUCUUUUGUUUGGUAGCUUUGUCAACAGACUUUAUGCUUUAGCAUGUGCAAUAUAUCCUUGCAAAGCACGAUAAUACAAAUCUGGUGCCAGUGUUAUAUUUUGCAUCACAUAUUUGUAAAACAAAAUAUUGUUUGAUGAUUUCAGUGGGAUUUUGUCUGUAAUGUUUUCUUAUGUAAAUUGGAGUUGAAUGGCUCUGGUAAAUGUCAUGUGUGUAAAAAUGAGAAAAAUGGCUUUCAGUUCAGUGAAUGACUUUGAACCAGUCUGAAUCUUCCCAAGCACAGUUCAAUACUUUUGGAACUACUGAAUGCUCUAAUAACAUGAUGAAGUACUCAACUGUAAUAUACUAUGGAAAUGCAUUCAGAUGGUUAUUUUUGCAAAUAAAAACGGUACAAAUAUUGUUG